Bombina bombina (fire-bellied toad) is the source of this 1441-nucleotide messenger RNA. It is a transcript of the gene TNFRSF17, whose product is annotated as TNF receptor superfamily member 17. Gene Ontology annotation, molecular function: signaling receptor activity. The coding region runs from base 1 to 501 and encodes 166 amino acids. The transcript is spliced from 3 exons. The record is from RefSeq and is a predicted model, not a curated record. Lineage: Eukaryota; Metazoa; Chordata; Amphibia; Anura; Bombinatoridae. Gene Ontology annotation, biological process: tumor necrosis factor-mediated signaling pathway.
AUGGUGAUUCAUUGCAUUUCCAGCGAGUACUAUGACUUUCUGCUGCAGUCUUGUAAGUCUUGUCAUCUCAGGUGCGCAAAAACACCGCCGCUGCCUUGCCGGAGUUACUGUGCAGCUGAGGCUGCUACACCGGUGACAUUGCACAUGAAGGACAAUAAUUGGAUUCUCUGGGUUGUUCUGAGUUUUUUUAUAGUUUUAAUUCCAACGGUUAUCUUGAUAACCAUCAUGGUGAGGAGACAGAUGAAAAAGUCAGUACAAGAAGGUUCUUCUGCAGGGAUCAACGGCAACAAUAAAAAUGAUUCUAAAAGUGACCUGGGGUUUCUUACAACUGAUGAAAGAAAACAACCAAUGUUGCAUCGCGCAAACAUAGCAGAAGGGUUCAAUAAAGACUGUGAAUUGGCUUUAUGUGAUUAUUUAUUUCCUCUGCCGGCCGUAGAGGAGGGAGCGGCUAUUCUUGUUACCACAAAAACAUCUGCUUGUUGUGAUGGUGCACAGGUGUGAAGGACGAGGCUUUUGUGGAAAUAGAAUAAUCAGAGUUUCAGGUUUAUUCUGAGUUAAACUUAGAUGUUCUUAUUUUGAUCAGAAAUUUUUGAAGAUAAUUUUGGAAAUAUUUUGUAUUCACUUACAAACACAAAAGCUAAGAAGUUAAACUAUUUUCUUUGUAUAUGUAUUCUUUGCUGUCAAGAUUUAAAAAAAAAAAAAAAAUUAAAUGGACAACUUCUUGUUGAACAUUUUGUGCUAUCCCAAAACACCCAAUGUAAAUUGCAUACAAUAUGCAGAAAAUAUUUAAUAUGUAAAUGCAGGAGAUUCACAUAUACGAGUUCAACAAAUAAUAUAUAUUGUAUUAAUACGCUCUUCUAAGGUAACUUACAGGAAACUCAAAUGUUGUAAAACAGAAAAAAAUAGACUAAUGCAGUCACGUAUCUACACUGGGCUCAGACCUCAGGGCAGAUUUUACAAGGACAAAAACUGUGAUUGUCCUAGUAAAAUCGGGACAGUUGAUAAGAAUGUAAAAUAUAAUAUUGUAGUAGGUAAACAAAUAAUGCAUAACUUGUAGUUUUAUAUUUGCAAUAUGUAUAAUCCAGGUGUGUUUAAAAAUUCACCUUUACAACAGUUCUGCAGAUAUGAAAUUAAAGAUGAUAAACUAACUGACGCUUGAUAGGUUUCACUUGACAGAUUCUUUUUAAGUAUUAGAAAUAUUCCCUUAUAACUUUGACAUAUUCUUAUUUUAAGCAAGUGAAAGUAAAUCAUAUGAAAAGUAUGAUGUCAUUAGCUCCUUCUGUUCCACAAUUCGAAACAGUGAGGACGUAUACAAAUAGACAUUUUACUUAAAAAUGUUCUAUCAUGCAUGUGAAAGGGCACUGUUUGCACGUUCUCUUUUUUAUGUUUGUUUUUUUGCAAAAAUUUUUUUUUUAUUAAAAGCGGUUUGAAUUGAAACAAA